AUGGCGAAACGCAAGAGAGAGCAGCUGACUAAAGAGCCUCAACCGGUACAACCAACAAAGAUUGCCAAAUCGUCAAAAAAUGGAGAAUCAUCGUCUCCCCAGCACAACGACGCUGCUCCUAUCACCUUGCAAAUAGUCACUGGAUCCUACGAGCGUGUGCUGCAUGGUUUCACUGCAUCGAUUGAUUCAACCUGCUUUGAUGCCAAAGCGUCAUCUGAUGAUUCUUCUAGGGCUCAGUUUGUGGAUACAUUCUUAUUUGAAGCCCAUUCCUCUGCGAUAAAAUGCCUGGCCUUGUCGCCCCUGCCAAACAAAGAUUCUACAGAGCCUCCAAAGGUCAUGCUAGCUAGUGGGGGCAGCGAUGAGCGUGUCAAUCUCUAUACGCUAUCAGUGGCUCCUCCAGCGGUCAAUGAGCUUUAUCCGACGGUCCCUACCCUCGCUGGAAACAAGAUUUUGGAAAACCCCCAAAACAGAGAGCUUGGAGCUCUUCUUCACCAUUCAGCUCCGAUUACCGCACUAAGUUUCCCCUCGCGAUCAAAACUUUUGGCGUCGUCCGAAGACAACAGCAUCUCAGUCAACAAGACUCGAGACUUGACUGUCAUUUCUACCAUCAAAGCCCCCCGCCCAAAGGUUCAAGGCAGGCCUAGCGGAGAUACUGCCCCUCCCGGGGGCUGUCCAUCUGGUGUCAAUGACUUUGCUGUGCAUCCUAGUAUGAAGUUGAUGCUCAGCGUGGGAAAGGGGGAAAAGUGUAUGCGGUUGUGGAACCUGGUCACUGGGAAGAAAGCUGGGGUUUUGAAUUUCAACAAGGAGAUUCUGCAGAGCGUGAAGGAAGGCAAAUGGAGCACCGGUGAGGGGAGGAAGAUAGCUUGGAACUCUGAAGGAGAAGAAUUCACAGUCGGGUUUGAAUGGGGCGCCGUAGUCUUUGGGAUUGAUUCAACGCCUAUUUGCAGAGUACUUCCUACUCCCCGGAGUAAGCUACAUGCGAUCAAAUACGUACCAAUCUCUUCAGGCGAGUUGAUCGCCGCCUCGACGGAAGACGGCAGAAUUAUAUUCUACUCGGCCCAUAAACUACGAGAACCAGAGGAGGGCGAUGAGUCGACCAUUCCUUAUGCUGAGCCAGUUGCUCAGCUCGGAGGCAAAUCCCAAGGAUUUCCUGGCAGGGUGAAAGACUUUGAGAUCUUGAGUUUGGAGGGGCAGCCAGGAGCCAAGAGUGGUGACUUUGCUGUCGUUACAGCAAAUAGUGAAGGAGUUGUGCGUGUUUGGCGGUUACUCGGAAUGGAGUUGCGCAUGACUGGAAGAAAGAAGUCGGGCGACGCAAAGGAUCUUCAGGUGGGCAAGCUUCUGAACUCUUAUGAAACGGGAAACCGGAUUACCUGCCUGAAGGCUUUUGUCAUGAUGCCUGCCGAAGAUCCUCUUACGCUUGAGGAUCUUGAUGGGUCGUCUGAUGAAGAAAGUCCGCUGGAAUCUAGCAGCGAAGGGAGUGAUGAAGAAUAG
Molecule: messenger RNA, 1491 nt
Organism: Aspergillus calidoustus
Lineage: Eukaryota; Fungi; Ascomycota; Eurotiomycetes; Eurotiales; Aspergillaceae
Source: the annotation of a GenBank genome assembly